AUGGCGACGUCAUCAGAUUUUGCGUUGAAAAUUACGAAGUUGAACGGUUCUAACUACCGGAAUUGGGCGUUUAACAUACGGCUUUACCUACAAAGUUUCGAUUUAUACGGACAUGUAGAUGGAUCGGCUGUGAGUCCUGGAGAAGAUGCUAGUGAUGCUGUGAAACAAGCUUUCAGAACUGCUUCGAAGAAAGCAUGGACGUACAUUUGCUUGGCAAUUGAGCCUGGGCAGCAAAUACACGUAAGAGACACUACUACUGCAAAACAAGCCUGGGAUGCGCUCAAAAAUCAAUUUCAACGGGAAUCGAUUUUACAGAAAAUAAGAUUGCGACAACAAUAUUAUACCUGUAAAUUUCAUAGUGGUGGCAACAUGUUAGCGCAUAUAAACAAUAUGAGAUCCCUCCAUGACCAACUGAAGGAAAUGGGCAUCAAUGUCGAUGAUAAAGAAUUGGCGAUGACUUUACUUGGUAGUCUUCCUGAAGAAUUCAAACCUCUGAUCACAGCUUUAGACGCUGUUGGAGAAAAUAAUUUAUCAUAUGAAAAAGUAAAAGGAAUGCUUUUGAAUGAUGUUGAUCGAAAAUCUGAUAUGAAAAAGAAUGAAGAUGCUUUUUCUGCACAGCGUGGUUUUAGUGCAAAAGGAAAAGAUGGUCGCGACAUGGUAACACUCAAGGUGGUGAUGGAAAGUCAAAUUAUCAGAAAGUGAUGGGAAAUCUGAAAGACCCUUUCAUGGUCUUUGUCAUUUUUGUCAUGAGAGAGGGCAUUUUGCAAGAGACUGCCCCAAAAAGAAUCCAAAGAAUAAGAAGUUUGCUAAUGUUGUAAAAGGAGAACAGGAAGAAGAUGUUCACGAGGUCACCAAUCAAGAAGCUUUAUUUACUUCUAAUGACGAUAGCAAUUGUGGUUGGAUCAUAGAUUCAGGUGCCACACAACAUAUGACGUCUGAAAAGAAUCGACUGGUCAAUUAUGUUGAAUUUAAGCAACCUUGUAAAGUGAAUCUUGGCGAUGAUCGCACUAUAUUUGCAUUUGGUAAAGGAGCUUAUAAUCUUGUAGCUGAUUUGGGUAACGGACGUACCCAAAACAUAUACCCAAAACAUUACUCUCAAGGAAGUUCUGUACUUACCUGAUCUGAAGAAGAAUCUGUUAUCUGUCCAAGUAAUGGGAAAGUUAGGUGCAUUAAUUCAAUUUGAUGGUGUCCAAUGCAAGAUAGAGAGAAAUUCAAAGCUGCUAGCUACUGGUGAGCUACAUGGUAAGCUGUACAUGCUGAAGAUUAUUCCUGGAGUGGAGAAUAUCAAUGUUGCGAGAGAAGCAACAGAUAAGAUUUGUGGCAUUGUCAAUUUGGACAUUUAG
Molecule: messenger RNA, 1343 nt
Organism: Paramuricea clavata
Lineage: Eukaryota; Metazoa; Cnidaria; Anthozoa; Malacalcyonacea; Plexauridae
Source: the annotation of a GenBank genome assembly